GUUUGAUAAUUUGUUGUCAAUUGUCAUUUGUGAUUUGUUGUGGUCGUCGUGGAUUUGUUGUUUAAAGUUGUACAUAACGUGUGACGUAUGCCUUCUACGAAAAUGAAAAGUUUUGAAAAGUUAUAUUAAUGUUUAAAAUGUUAAUAGCUAAAGUAGUGUUCACAUCUGGUAGCAAAAUGUUUUAUAAAACGUUGUUUCUUUUUUUUAUCGUAGCAGUGUUGAUUGAAGAAGUUAGUUGUUUACACAAGCGAUGUAUUAAAUGUAGGUCAAGAGGAGAAUUGGGGUCCUGUGGAGACCCUUUUCCAUUUAAUGUGACUGAGCCAGAAGUAGAAGCAGGCAUUCAUGUGGUUGCUUGUCCCUCUGGAUGGUGUGGAAAAAUGAUUGAAGGAACUACUGGAGCCUUUAGAACUGAUGAUUACGGGGCAGCAACACAGAGAAUGUGCCUUCAAAGAUCACCGAGUGAUGAUGAAGAAAGAUGUGCCUAUACAAUGUGGAAUCAUAGAAAAGUCUACAUGUGUUUCUGUAAUGGAGAUCUUUGCAACUCAUCUUACAAAAUAUCAACACCACCUCUACUCCUUUUUUCUAUUUUAGUUACUUUAUCUAAGUACUUAUGUACGUACUAGCAAUAAUAUCUUAUAACUUUUGAUCAGGUUAUUUAACUUGUGAUAUAAAAGUAUUUCUACAGUU
Melitaea cinxia (Glanville fritillary) is the source of this 687-nucleotide messenger RNA. RefSeq lists its product as uncharacterized. NCBI's taxonomy places the organism in Eukaryota, Metazoa, Arthropoda, Insecta, Lepidoptera, Nymphalidae. Gene Ontology annotation, biological process: positive regulation of voltage-gated potassium channel activity; regulation of synaptic transmission, cholinergic; sleep. The transcript has 3 exons. The coding region runs from base 129 to 623 and encodes 164 amino acids. The record is from RefSeq and is a predicted model, not a curated record.